Messenger RNA from Anisakis simplex (herring worm), 339 nucleotides. NCBI's taxonomy places the organism in Eukaryota, Metazoa, Nematoda, Chromadorea, Rhabditida, Anisakidae. The record is from the annotation of a GenBank genome assembly.
AUGUCAAUCGUGGAUUUAAUUUGUCGUUUAGUUGCGAGAAUAUAUUUCACGUUUGUGCGUAUUGUAUGUUGGAUUGUUGGAGUGGUUCUCAGGAAACGAAAUGUACCGAAACCAGAGAAUAGUCUACUGCUAAUGAGUGCGAAACAAGCGGCUGAUAGGAUUCGCAAACGAGAGAUCAAAAGUAUCGAUCUGAUUGAAGCGUAUAUUGCUCGAAUUGAACAAGUGAACGGCAUUACCAAUUCGGUUGUGGAGAAUAAUUUCGACGAGGCACGUCAAAACGCACGAGAAGUGGACACGAUUCUGGAUAGUAUCGAUGAGAAGGGCGAAGCUUUCAAUGAA